This is a messenger RNA of Exaiptasia diaphana, 1387 nucleotides long. Its product is annotated as gelsolin-like protein 1. Lineage: Eukaryota; Metazoa; Cnidaria; Anthozoa; Actiniaria; Aiptasiidae. The transcript is spliced from 15 exons. Bases 34 to 1212 code for a protein of 392 amino acids. The record is from RefSeq and is a predicted model, not a curated record. Gene Ontology annotation, molecular function: actin filament binding.
UUUGUGGGUCCAUAUAAGGAAUGUUAUUUGCUAAUGAAAGUCACUCCCAUCUGCGUGUCAAAGGUUCUGGGUGUUUCUGGCUGUUUGAACGAAGAACUUACAAUGUCUGGUCUCCGAAAAGCUAAGAAAUACGAUUGGAAAGACUCUAAUCUAGCCCUGUUUGGGUCUGACUUAGAGAAAAAUGUCAAGAAAGAGUCUGCUUCAGGAGAGCCAGCUUGGGAAGGAGCUGGAACCAAAGUUGGUAUUCAAGUUUGGAGGAUUGUUAAAUUUAAGGUAACCAAAUUGCCCAAAGAAGAUUAUGGGAAGUUUUUUAAUGGGGACUCGUACAUCGUUCUGCGCACAUACAAAAAAGAUCCUAACAGUGAGGAGUUGUCCUAUGAUGUUCAUUUUUGGAUUGGAAAAGAGUCAACCCAGGAUGAAUAUGGUACUGCAGCCUACAAGACAGUAGAGCUGGACACCUUUCUGGAUGACAAGCCAGUACAGCAUCGUGAAGUCCAGGGCCAUGAAUCAGCUUUGUUCAAAACCUACUUUGAUCCAUUUGUGAUGAUGAAGGGAGGAGCUGACACUGGUUUUAACCGUGUCCUGCCAGAGGCAUACUCACCACGUAUGAUGCAGUUCACCAGAGAAGGGAGGAAAGUGAGGGUUAUCGAAAAAGCCUUGAAAAGAGCCAACAUGACGGAUGACGAUGUGUUUAUUGUGGAUCUUGGUCUGGACGUCUAUCAGUGGAAUGGAGCUGGAGCCAACAAAGACGAGAAGUUUUCAGCUCAGCAGUAUGUCCAGCAACUUGAGUCUGAGCGUGGUGGAAAAGUCAAGUCCCACAAUCUAGACAUGCAAAGAGUAUMCCACAUGCAUCCUAAAUUGGAAACUGUCAUCCCAGAGGGAAAACCAAAGAAGGACAAGGUGGAUGGGGGUGCAAGAAAACACCUGGAUAAAGUGCUCAAUAAGGUUUCAGAUGCUUCUGGACGCUUACAGUGUGAAGAAGUUGGUCGUGGCUCAGCCGUGACUAAAAGUCUUUUGAACCCCAAAGAUGUGUUUAUUCUGUCAACUGACGAUCAUUGCUAUGUGUGGGUGGGAAGUGGGGCAAGUGUUGACGAGAGAAGAAAAUCUAUGGAGUAUGCCCAUAAAUUUUUGAUGGGCAGUGAAGAUCCUUUCCGUCCCAUCUCAGUGGUCAAGGAAGGAAAUGAAACUGACGACUUUCACAAGGCCUUUUAGACAUGUUCGAAGGGUAACGCAUGGAAACCACAGCAGAUUAUAGAAUCAUGAUCCUAACUAAACGCAGCGAUAACCCACARAUAUGACGACAAAUGCGACAUCAUAGAAGAAACAAGCUUUAUAAUUCUCUAUUUGAAAAAAAACUUUGAUAAUAAAUUUGUUUGCCAUUUAAGAA